Molecule: messenger RNA, 735 nt
Organism: Quercus lobata
Lineage: Eukaryota; Viridiplantae; Streptophyta; Magnoliopsida; Fagales; Fagaceae
Exons: 1
Coding region: 1-735 (244 amino acids)
Source: RefSeq, a predicted model, not a curated record
AUGCAAAAGGAAAUUGAUCACCUAAAGAGAAGCUUGAGCCAUGAACAGCGAAAGCGAGCUUCAUCCAAUUCUGACUUCACUUCUGAUGGUGAAGAGGAUGGCAGCUAUAGGUGCAGAUCAAGGACUCCUCCUAACGAGUCUUUCUCAUAUGACGAGGACUAUUAUCAUGAACGCAGAAACAGAAAUUCAUCCUCAGUAGGCUUGGGAAACGACGUUAUGAGUAAAGCACUCAACCAAAUUUCUAGGUCACCUUUCACGCGUUGGAUUGAGAGAAGGGGACUUCCUCAGCGAUUCACUCAACCCACAUUCACAAUGUACAAUGGUAGAACAGACCCUAUGGAGCAUGUCAGCCACUUCAAUCAAAAAAUGGCUAUACACUCCAAAAACGAGGCCUUGAUGUGCAAAGUAUUCUCAUUCAGUUUAGGGCCUAUGGUGAUGAGGUGGCUUGAUAGUCUGAGGGCAACUUCCAUUGAUUCCUUUAAGGAACUCACUCAGGCGUUUGGAUCCCGUUUUAUUACGUGCAACAGGGUUCCUCGGCCUUUAGCUUCCUUAUUGUCUCUGUCUAUGAGAGAAGGCAAAACCCUGAAAGCAUAUUCGGACAGAUAUUGGGAGAUGUUCAACGAGAUUGAUGGUGAUUUUGACGAUGUAACCAUCAACACAUUCAAGUUCGGCGAACCUGCUGAGCAUGGCUUAAGGAAAUCUUUGAUUGGGAAGCCUGUUAUCAGUGUACGCUAG